CAUCUAUGAGUAGUUUCAUAAUGCGUCCAAUGGAUCCGUUAAAACAGAGCAAACUAGAUGAGGCUCUGGUCAAAAUGAUUGCUUGUGACUUUCAGCCCUUUUCUAUAGUGGAGGAUAAGGGCUUUAAGGAAUACUCACAUCUUCUGGACCCAUCAUACAGCCUACCUAGCAGAAAAACUCUAACAAAAACUGUAAUGCCUAGGCUGUUUGAGAAGUUAAGAGCUGACAUCAUGGACACAAUCAAGAGAGCAUCUGCUGUAUGUCUUACAACAGACUGCUGGACCUCUGUGACCACCACAAGUUACAUGGCUGUGACUUGCCAUUUCAUAGAGGACUUUCAGAUGACCUCUUUUCUCCUGGACUGCUUUGUCUUGACAGACAGACACACUGCUGCUCACCUGGCAAGUGAGUUGACCAGGGUUACAAAUGAAUGGGGUGUGGUUGACAAAAUUGUAGCCUGUGUCACAGACAAUGCCAGCAACAUUGUUUCAGCCCUGAAAGACCACCUCCACUGGGAUCACGUACCUUGUUUUGCACAUUUAUUGAACCUCAUUGUGAGAGCUGCACUGAAAGAGGUCCAAGCAAUAUUGCAAAAGGUCAAGACAACUGUUGAGUUCUUCCAUAGAAGCACAGUUGCUUCAGAUAAGCUGAAGGCCACGCAAAAACAGAUGGGUCAAGAGCAGCUGCGCUUAAAACAGGAUGUGGCCACAAGGUGGAAUUCAACAUUUUAUAUGUUAAAAAGAUUUAUUGAAAUCAAAGAGCCAAUCAUCUCCACCCUGGCUCUCACUAAUGCAUCUCUGCCAACCUUGUCGCCUGAUGAAUGGGAAAUCUGCAGAGAAAUCGUGGAUAUUAUUCAUCCAUUUGAGGAGGUCACUACAGAAGUGAGUGCAGAAAAGUUUGUGACUGCCUCCAAAAUAAUUUUGAUGACCACUGACCAGAGGUCUUCGGAGGAUUGUUGCCCGGAAUCAAAGGAAUCCAUCCAGAUUUGAAGCUGUUAAAAAACUAGUGGACACCC
Xyrauchen texanus (razorback sucker) is the source of this 1015-nucleotide messenger RNA. RefSeq names its product zinc finger BED domain-containing protein 4-like. The record is from RefSeq and is a predicted model, not a curated record. The transcript is spliced from 2 exons. NCBI's taxonomy places the organism in Eukaryota, Metazoa, Chordata, Actinopteri, Cypriniformes, Catostomidae. Bases 6 to 989 code for a protein of 327 amino acids.